UGCUGCUGUCCCGGGGGCCCCUUCGCCCGGCCGUGGCCAGUCCCGCGGGCCCCUGAAGCCGCAGCCCGGAGCCGGCAGAGACAUCCUUCCCAGCCAUCCAACCUCCCGGUCCUCUCCGGCUUGGACCCAUGGAGCCAGCGGUGUUGGCUCCGCACCACCUUCCGCACCACGAACCCAUCAGCUUCGGCAUUGAUCAGAUCCUGAGCGUCCCCGAACCCCCGGGGGGCGGUCUGGGCCAGGGGCAGGCGGGCCAGAGCCACGGGGAGAGUGCGGCGUUCUCGGGUGGAUUCCACGGAGCCUCGGGCUACGCUCCAGCCGGCUCAUUGGCCCCCUUGCCCAGAGGCUCCGGAGUGGGCCCGGGCGGCGUGAUCCGCGUCCCCGCGCACCGCCCGCUGCCGGUGCCGCCGCCCUCGGGUGCGGCCCCCGCGGUGCCCGGACCCUCGGGUUUGGGCGGCGCUGGGGGCCUAGCGGGACUCACCUUUCCCUGGAUGGACAGCGGCCGCCGCUUUGCAAAGGACAGGCUCACGGCUGCGCUCUCGCCCUUCUCUGGGACACGUCGCAUAGGCCACCCCUAUCAAAACCGGACCCCCCCGAAGCGCAAGAAGCCGCGCACCUCCUUUUCCCGCUCGCAGGUGCUGGAGCUGGAGCGCCGCUUCCUGCGCCAGAAGUACCUGGCCUCGGCAGAGAGGGCGGCGCUGGCCAAGGCCCUGCGCAUGACGGACGCGCAGGUCAAGACCUGGUUCCAGAAUCGGCGCACCAAGUGGCGGCGCCAGACGGCGGAGGAGCGCGAGGCGGAGCGGCACCGCGCGGGCCGCCUGCUGCUGCACCUGCAGCAGGACGCGCUGCCCCGGCCACUGCGGCCGCCGCUGCCCCCGGACCCGCUCUGCCUGCACAACUCUUCGCUCUUCGCGCUGCAGAAUCUGCAGCCCUGGGCCGAGGACAACAAGGUGGCUUCGGUGUCCGGACUCGCCUCGGUGGUGUGAGCGACCCCUACCCGAGGAACGUCACCGUGGCCGGCCGUAUGCCGUGCAGCUAGCGGUGCGUGCGGAGCCGAAGACCUGCGGCUGUCCUCUGACUCCCCUCGGCCACCAGCGGCCCCUGGUCCGCACUCUGACUCUGCCCUUCACGGCAUUUUCGGACCGGCUGGAACCUGGAUCUCAGAGCAACCUGCAGGAUGUAGUGAAUGGGAAGGAUGCGGCAAGGCUCUUGUGAUUCUGCCCGGAGUGGCCUCAGAGCUCAGGUCCCACUGGGAAGGGGCCACUGAGCUGGUGUGAAGGAAGAUAUUAAGGACGUCGGGUAAUGGAAGAGGUGUUGGUUCCCGCGAAUGUGGCUGUGACAGGGACCGGCUUGUUCACCUCAUCCCCUCAACGGUAAAACAAUCGCUAAGGAUUCUUUCUUGACUCCGUCUCACGUUGUCAUGUGUCUAACCUGCAGGCCACUCCCCCAGAGAGUCACAAUGCACCUUUGCUGUAGGUAAGAUGGAUACUUAUAUACUCAAAGGAUAAAAACCUAGGAAGAGUAUCUGGCUCGGAUGCCACACACGGUCAGAGAACCGGGAGGAGAGGCCAGUGGACAGUUCAUGGGCCCAGUGUUAGAGUGAGCAAGAUGUGCUUUGGGACUGGCAAACCUAAGAAGAAUCAAAGACUACGUCAAGACUGCAGAUGUGGAGGCCAGGAAGUCAGUGGUGCUGCAGAGCAGGGAGGAGAAACUGGGGACCUGUAGCAAGAUUAACUGUAGGCAAAACUAAUAUUAGAUCUAGAGAGAAAAAAUUCCGGACGCCUUUGGGGGAG
Messenger RNA from Peromyscus leucopus (white-footed mouse), 1790 nucleotides. RefSeq names its product T cell leukemia homeobox 2 (gene Tlx2). The coding region runs from base 129 to 983 and encodes 284 amino acids. Gene Ontology annotation, molecular function: DNA-binding transcription factor activity, RNA polymerase II-specific; RNA polymerase II cis-regulatory region sequence-specific DNA binding. Lineage: Eukaryota; Metazoa; Chordata; Mammalia; Rodentia; Cricetidae. The record is from RefSeq and is a predicted model, not a curated record. Gene Ontology annotation, cellular component: nucleus. The transcript is spliced from 3 exons. Gene Ontology annotation, biological process: animal organ development; regulation of transcription by RNA polymerase II.